AUGUCGUCGCCCAUGCUCCCUGACGUAGAUCUGACGUCAUCACACACGUCACGGAGACGCCGCGCGGCCGCGCGCGUGCCCCUCAGCUCCCGGCGCCGCCGAGUUCCCGCCGCGGCGCGCGCGGAUGACGUCAGUGCCGGCACCGGGCCGGCCGCGUGUUUCCCGGAAACUUCCGGUUCCGGGACGCGGAGCGGCCCCGCCAUGGACGAUCUGAUUCUCAACGUGGACUUCGCCGCCCCCGAGCGCCGCCCGAAGAAGGAGCCAGGGAGCCGAAAGCACCAGAGCUUCGUGCGGCGGCGGCGGGAGCUGGAGCGCCGCGGGGUCCUGCGGCAGAAGCAGCUCCCGGGGGCACCGGGCGGGCUCCGGCGAGCCCGGACACGGCGCUCGGGCCGGCGCAUCCCUAAAGAGAACGGCACUGCCGCCGCUCCCCGGUGCCCUCCGGUAUCCCAGAACCCCACCGGCACCAAGGGGAAAGCUCAGGGGGCGGCUGGCAGUGCCCCCCCGGCAGCCCAGAACGGCCCCGGUGCUCCCGCUCGGGGCGCGGGGAAGGCGCGGGGGGCGGCUGGCAGUGCCCCCCCGGCGCCCCCCAAGCUGGUGGCCAUAGACUGUGAGAUGGUGGGCACGGGGCCCGGCGGGCGCACCAGCGCGCUGGCCCGCUGCAGCAUUGUCACCUACGAGGGGGACGUGGUGUACGACCGCUACGUGCGGCCCGAGGAGCCCAUCGUGGACUACCGCACCCGCUGGAGCGGCAUCCGCCGGCAGCACAUGGCCACGGCCGUGCCCUUCCGCAGGGCACAGCAGCAGGUUCUGAAGAUCCUGGCUGGGAAGGUGGUGGUGGGCCACGCCAUCCACAACGACUUCAAGGCUCUGCAUUACUGCCACCCCAAAGCUCUGACCCGGGACACGUCGCAGAUGCCGCUGCUGAACCGCAGGGCUGGCUUCCCCGAGAACGUGGCCAUCUCCCUGAAGCGCCUCACCAAGGCCCUGCUGAACCAGGACAUCCAGGUGGGGAAGAGUGGCCACUCCUCGGUGGAAGAUGCCCGAGCCACCAUGGAGCUCUACAAGGUGGUGGAGGAGGAGUGGGAGCAGCACCUGCAGCAGAACCCAGACCAGAAGUGACACCCUGGGGGGCUCAGAGUGACACCCCCGGCCUGGUCCUGCCUUUGGGGGGGUCCCACAGUGACACCCCCAGAGUGACAGGCCCAGUCCUGCCUCUGGAGGGACCCACAAGUAAUGGCCUAGGCCUGAUCCUGCCUUUGGGGGGGACCCAGAGUGACACCCCCGGCCUGGUCCUGCCUUUGGGGGGGUCCCACAGUGACACCCCCAGAGUGACAGGCCCAGUCCUGCCUCUGGAGGGACCCACAAGUAAUGGCCUAGGCCUGAUCCUGCCUUUGGGGGGGACCCAGAGUGACACCCCCGGCCUGGUCCUGCCUUUGGGGGGGCUGCAAGUGACACUUCCAGAGUGAUACCAGAGUGACAGGCCCAGUCCUGCCUUUGAGGGGGCUCAGAGUGACACCCCUGGCCUGGUCCUACCUUUGGGGGGGUCCCACAGUGACACCCCAAGGCCGGUCCUGCCUCUGGGGGGGGUCCCACAGUGACACCCCCAGCACAGUCCUGCCUCUGGGGGGUCCCACAGUGACACCCCCAGCCCGGUCCUGCCCCUCGAGGGUCCCAUGAGCCCUGGGGGGCUGAGGAGGAGCCAGGUGUGAUGUCCGUGUCCCCAAGCCUGUCGUGCCUUGUGCCGCUGUCCCCAGGACGCAGGCAGGGCCCGGCCCGGUGCCUUCCCCCCCAGGGUGGGUUUCUGGGGUUCUGCACCCCCCGAACGCUUCGGGGCUGCUGCUGCUGAUCUGGGAGUGGCCUUGGGGCAGCCCGAGCGCAGCCGCCAUCCCUGGGGGGCUGGGAGUGGAGCGGGCUCCUUCCUCCCCCCAAAACUACCUCUGUGAGCGCCGGGAGCUGCCGCGACUGCGGCGGGACUCGGAUCCCUCUGCAAAGUCCCCGCUCCGCUCUGGCAGCUGCUUUAGGGUGGUGAAAUUCCACCUUUUUGUGCAAGGAGCGGAAUAAAGCCGGGCAUGGCCCCAUCCGCCUGCCCGAGCCCCCCGUGCUGCCCCGGGGGCGACCCCGGGGGUCCCGCGGGCGAGUUCCCCCCGAGGGCAUCCGUACCCUGGAGGCGCCCGAGCCUUGAUGGGAACUGCUUUGAA
This is a messenger RNA of Onychostruthus taczanowskii (white-rumped snowfinch), 2198 nucleotides long. It is a transcript of the gene ISG20L2, whose product is annotated as interferon stimulated exonuclease gene 20 like 2. Gene Ontology annotation, molecular function: 3'-5'-RNA exonuclease activity; nucleic acid binding. Bases 1 to 1119 code for a protein of 372 amino acids. The record is from RefSeq and is a predicted model, not a curated record. The transcript is spliced from 4 exons. NCBI's taxonomy places the organism in Eukaryota, Metazoa, Chordata, Aves, Passeriformes, Passeridae. Gene Ontology annotation, cellular component: nucleus.